Messenger RNA from Cheilinus undulatus (humphead wrasse), 789 nucleotides. Its product is annotated as vitelline membrane outer layer protein 1 homolog. The transcript is spliced from 4 exons. The record is from RefSeq and is a predicted model, not a curated record. The coding region runs from base 63 to 659 and encodes 198 amino acids. NCBI's taxonomy places the organism in Eukaryota, Metazoa, Chordata, Actinopteri, Labriformes, Labridae.
CCUCAGUAGCCUACUAGUUACCUUGCAUUUCAGAGUGGAAGCACAGACUAACUGCUGUCAAUAUGACAAGUCUGCUCGCCGUGCUGACCCUGCUGGCUGUGUUGUCUGGUGGUUUUUGUCAGAACAGACUGUACAGGUCCGUCCUUUCUGUGACCAAUGGAGGGCAAUGGGGAGACUGGUACAAUGUUGAGAUGUGUCCGGAGAACUACUAUGCUAUCGGCUUCAGUCUGAGGGUGGAGGGCGGCCAGGGAGAUGGUGAUGACACCGCCCUGAACGGGAUCCGUCUCUACUGUGCUGCAGAAAACCGCCAUGGAUUUGUCCACACUGUUGAGUCUAACAGUGGCUUCUGGGGUGGUUGGACCAGUGCUCAGUACUGCGACGGUGGCGUGCUCACUGCCUUCCAGCUCCGAGUUGAGGCUCCUGUUGGAGGCGGUGAUGACACUGCUGCCAACAACAUUAGGUUCCGUUGCAGCAGCAACCCCACACUGGAGGGGCAAGGCAUGGGCUGGGGAGAUUAUGGUGGAUGGAGUGAGACGUGUACCAAUGGAGGAAUCUGCGGCAUCAAGACCAAGGUGGAGGGACGGCAGGGUGGGGGGGAUGACACUGCCCUCAAUGAUGUGCGCUUCUACUGCUGUGACAGAAAAAUGAACAACAAGUGAGCCUGAGCUGACCUGACCAGUUUGAUGGAGUGACUCUGCAUCACCUUGAAAAUAAAGAUGACUGACAAUAGUUAGACUAUUGGUGCUGUGUCUUUCAUAAGUUUUAACAACAUAAAUUUCUUCAAAUGUU